This is a messenger RNA of Paramisgurnus dabryanus, 1917 nucleotides long. RefSeq names its product oxidoreductase-like domain containing 1 (gene oxld1). Gene Ontology annotation, cellular component: mitochondrion. The record is from RefSeq and is a predicted model, not a curated record. Lineage: Eukaryota; Metazoa; Chordata; Actinopteri; Cypriniformes; Cobitidae.
ACAACUGCGUCUUCUUGUUAGUUUUUUAUAGUCUUUAGCCCAAUAUGGACGCUGCCUGCUGUUGAAGUUGAAAGAAAUGUUUUAUUUGUUUCGUAUCAAAAAGAGAUUUUAUUAAAAAAAUGGCGCUUGCUGAAGAAACGUGAAAGCGAACUUUGUCUGAGAUGCUAUCUGCUAUAUCUUCAAUAAGAGCUGUGACAUGUUUACAGAGGAUGUGGACUUAUUACACAGCCCUCUUUAAAAACAAACCCCAUCACGGGUUUCAGGGUCGAGCUUUGCAUUAUGCUGCCUACAGACUGCAAUGUUUAUCCCCAAAGACUUCCUCUACCCUAAGUGCUGUGCAACAGGCAAAAACCGCCUCUGAACCUGCAGACGAGGGUCCUCCAUCUCCCCCCACUUGCUGCUGUAUGAGUGGCUGUCAUAACUGCGUAUGGAUCGAGCAUGCCGAGAAACUGCUAAAAUACUACAGCGAUGGUAGCGAGAGAGCUCUGGAGGCCAUCGAGGAGAACAUACUUGAUGACAGCUUGAAGGCUUAUCUUAAAAUGGAGAUCAGGUUACUGAAGAAGCCUCAGUGAGAGUGGACAUGAGUGAGAGCUGAGCUGAAGCAGCCCUUUGCAGAAGAAACCAAGACAUUUGCACAGUUAGCACAAUUUAUAUAAGACUUUCAAAAAUGUGUCCAGGUCAUUUUUCAUCCAUUUAUAAUCGUAAAAUAUUAUUUUCAUAACAUUACAUUUAAGCAGGUUGUACCUCAGUAAUAACAUUAUUUUUAUUGCAAAAUUAUUAUUUAUUUAUCAUUCUAGUGUUGUUUUUAUUAUUAUUUCAUGCAAUUAUUCAUUUUAAAAUCAAAAAGUGGGCAGCUCAAUGGGUAGCACUGUUGCCUCACAGCGGAGUUCUGGUUCAAGGCCUGGCUCAUUCAGGAGGUCUUUCUGUAUGGAGUUUGCAUGUUCUUCUGGUGUCAGCGUACACCAGGUACUCAGGUUUUUAUCUCACAGUCCAAAAACAUGCAGGUAAGGGGAAUUGCAGAUGUCAAAUUGCCCUUCCCACCAUGAAUAUAGCCACAGAUGUUGGAAUGGCAUUAAAAAUGAAAAGUCAGCAAUGUUACAAUAAAGAAAAGCUAAUUACCAGCAUUGACUAAGAAAUGUUAAACAUGGGAUGCAUUUCAGUAACUAUUUGUUAGAAAUAGCUUAAUUGUUUGUGAUUUGUUUUUCUUUUGAUGUUGGAUAACAUGACCUGUUAGAAACUACUUGAGCAUUUGUGUAUUUUAUUAUUUUAUUGCAACAAUUUUUCAGUGCCCUGUCUGUUUAUACAGAAUUGUGAAUUUUUAAGAUAUUUCUUAUCAGUGUUUUACAGGACAGACAGAUGUCAGACUACACCCAUAAAAAGGCCUUGUAAUCUAGAAAAGCAUGAUCUUAAAAAUGUACACCUAUAUAUUUAGAAGAAAUGUUGUACUUAAUGUCAGUAGUGGCUGGUGACUUCUUUUUUCGAGGGUGCUCGAUGCGAAGUUCGUCACAACAUGUAUGUAGCCCGUCAUGUGUGUGGUUCGUAAUUUCAAAAUAUGUGUUCUGCGUGUCGAGUGAUCCUAUGUGCAUCACGUGAUUUGUCAAAAUAAGUGCCUGCUGCAGAUGCGUCUAAAGGGUUUUUGAUAAAAGAGACGCUCGCGUUUGCCAGAUACUCAAAUAAUCUCAUGCAUAAUCAGAGUUUAGUGUUCAGGUAGUGUCUUGCGUGUAUUUUGUGAACGUGAGCGUCUCUUUUAUCAUAAACGGUUUUGACGUAUGUGCAGCAGGCACUUAUUUUAACAAAACACGUGAUGCACAUGGUUCACAUGACGCAACAAACACAUACUUUGUAAACAUGAGCAACACACAUGACACUCUGAAAACAUAUUUUGAAUUUGGGCCCCUCGGAAGAGCAGUCGCGAGC